GGCAAGUGGUGUGGAAACAUAACCAAGUGGAAGGCAGAUAUGGCAGCUCGUGCUGGCCGAGGUCGUGGCCGGGGGAUACGAGUUGGCGGGGGCAGACAUGGUGGUAUGCCAUCCAUGUCUGUAACUCCUCUAAAUCCUCUCCGUGGACCAGGAUGCGGACUGGGAGGUUCGCGCCCAGGAGAAGCAGAGAGGAAGUUGUUGAGUAGUUGUGAUGUCCAGGGAUCUGGGUCUGCCUCAGGUCCCGAGGAAACGUUUCAACUCCUGCCUGGUAACAAUGGUUCAACCACUGCUUUUGCGAUGACCAUCCGGUUAACGCCUGAACUGCAUUGUCUGCUGGCUAACGCCCACGAGAGAGGAAUCGUGGCGUGCAUGAAGUUUGGGAGCAGCCCUCAAGAAGGUCAUGUGAUUAAGAUUGGCGAAGACGAGUUCAAGUUCAACUCCGCGCCAGAGCGUGAUGGACUAUGUGACAGUUAUGUGCAGCAGCGAAGCGGAGAGGAUGGAAACGGUAUCCUUGUUGAGGCUGGGCCAGUCCGACGUAAGCUCCAUGUCAUUCGGAACCUGAAUGCCACAGAGAAAGACAGACUGAAACAGAGGUCUGUUCAGGCAGAGCAGCAACAGAAGGCUCGUAAGGCCAUUGUGCUGGAGCACGAAUUUGGAACACGAGGACCUCCAGGGGCGCCUGGAUCGAAGUCUGGGAGGGACCCACCUGCAAAAAAGAGGAAGAUGCUGAUGGCGAUCCCUGCGUCCGCUGGGGGAGACAGUACAACCACUACCAGUACUGCAGGCAGACAGAAGUCCGCGGUGCUGGCUUCGAGCGGGCAGGACCAUGCAAAUGCGCUAAGAGGUAGUUCGACAUUUGGGAUGGAGAACCACCCUCAGGGAGCCAGGGGUGCACCUGGAAGAGGUGCUACCGGUGGAUCUUCUUGGAACAAGGACAACCUUAACCCAAAUACUGGUGGUGGGCGUGGCAACGGUGGUAGAACCAAUGGCUUUGCAGGUGGGCCAGGCUUGGGGUCAUCAUCUAUGAUGAUGCUACCGCCGCGACCAAGGUCAGGGCCCAUGGACUCGUCUGCACCACCAACGGGUCCUAAUUCUGCUGCCGCAAAUGGCGUUCUCCAGGCAGCUGCCAUCAAUGCUUCCAGUGGGAGUGGGGGAUUGUUUGGGAGGGGACAUGGGCUGUCUCAGCAGCAUGACGUCGACCAUAGGCCUUCUGCGUCCACAGGUGAAGCUAGUGGUUCUGGUGGCCCUCGAAAUGCUGGCACUGCAGCUGGAAAUCGCAGUCCAAUUCUGGCUGCCCCCUCCGGAGUCCCACAGAUUGGGGGAAACUCAGGAUCAGGCGUGUUACCCCAAGGUUCAGCUGGUCCAUCUGACAAUCCCCCUGGUUGCAAUCCUUCAUCAGUUUCUGUUGCUCCUACAGGAGCGCUCAUCGAUGAGGAGGUUCCCAAACAGGUUGGCGUCAACAUUGUAGACCUGCGUCAUCACUUGAUUGCAGUGUUGACAAAGGAGUCAACUGGGAUGACAGUCAAGGCAUUGAUUCAAGCAAUGAGGAAGCUUAUGCCGGAGUCCCCUCCCGUUGACGGGAAGGACAUUGAGCGUGUCAUUAAGAGCAUUGCCGAAUUCCGGGCCCCUGGAAGGUAUCACCUGAAAAAGGGACUUACACUGUGUGCUGCGCCACCCAGCAAUCCCGCUGCUACAGCACCUGCUGGUGCAGUUUCAGCUCAAAAGGGGGUGGGCGUUGCUCAUAAUCAGAAUGAUGGCUGUACUCAGAAUGCCUCGUUUAGCGUAGGUAUGGGCCGAACAGAUGCGGGUGCAGAAGGUUCAGGUGCUGUAACAACCCUGGGACCAUCUGGGGGGCCAGCAGCAGCUUCUGAUUCCACUGGCGGCCCGAAAGAGGAUAACUGCGGAACCAGAGGGAGUGGAAAUAAAGAACAUGGUGUUGAAAGGGGAGGCGAGUCCCUUGGUCUCAAUGGGCCGCAUGACGAUGUCGGUCGUGCACAUGGAAAUUGGGGUCUCAGGUCAGAAGCAGAGAAUUAUAGGCAAGGAGAGUGCAGGGAUGAUGCACGUCCGCACCUUCGGGGAAAGGAAGGGUUUGGAGCGCAUGGACUGCGUGACCAAUGGAUGGGCAGAGAGGAGCAGCAGGAGCGUGAUGACGAGGGAGGAGAAGAAGAAGUUGAUAUUGGUGGUGCUGAUGAUGAAAGGGGUCCUGAGAAUGGGGGAUGCCUGUUGGAUCGGGGUCUGGCAGCAGAUGGCUGUGGUGUAGUUAGUGAGGAUGGCUUUCAGAAUCACGAUCCCGGAGAUCAAACUACAACCACGAAUGGAGAUGGUAGCCAUCGUGAAGACGAAGAUGCCAGCAGUGAGGACUCCAGUGGCAGUGAAAGCAGCAGUGGCAGUGACUCUAGUCCUGGGAGUGACAGCGAUAGUAGCUCUAGUGGGAGUGCCUCGUCCUCCGACAGCAGUAGCGACACUGAUAGUGAAUCAAGUGGAAAUGAGAGCGAAGACGAGGUUGAUAGGGUGCCAGGUCCCAAGACUGGCGAAUCUAGGCUUUCCACAGAAUUGGGGAAAGAAGGUUACCAAGAUGAUCCCGACAUUCUACGUGACAUGGAUGUGGAGGUUAUUGAUAUCAAUAAUGAUAGUACCGAUCCCCCUCACUCUUGGCACGAGAGCGAUAAGGUUGACAAUGAUAGGAGAAUGGAGGAGGAGGAGGACCAUCAGGGCAGCACAGAGGAUGACAUAAGGAUGAAGGAGCAGAUGGGGAGAGUUGAUAAUCACAGUGGCAGACUGGCUGGGAAACCAGGGAUGCCCGGGAGUGGAGUCGGGCUGCAAUUAGAAGGAAAGCAAGAAGAAGGCGAAAUCAGUGAAGGAGAAUUCAAUGAGGAGGAUGCGGUUGUGAAUGUGGUUGAUGAGAGCGACAGUGAGAGGGAGGACAUGCAUAGGAGAAAAAUGGAGGACCAGAAGGAGGCACAGAGGAAGGAAGCAGAAGAAUUGAAAAGCCGGCAGGAGGAGGAGAGAUGUAGGAAGGAGAGAGAAAUCGAAAGACAACAGGCAGAAGCAAGACAGAGACCCGUCACCACCCAUGAGGCAUGCCCCAAUUCCGAUGAAGCCUAUGCUCUGGUGAGUCACGCAUCCGUUGUCGCUUAUGAAUGACGUCAUUUGACGACACUAGAGCUUGUCACAGCUUCCGGAAUGCGCUAUUGUGCCUUGCCAUACCACUCCCAGCAAAGAUGAAGUCGGGAGUGUCGCCAUAGCAUAGGUUUCUUCCUCUCCUGCCCAUAUCCAACCCAGCCCAAGCCUUGAUGUAUCAUAUCUAGCCGGACCUAUGUAAACACAGUUUUUUUCACCGAGACCCAGCCCACCCAGGCUAAUUUAAAAUUUUCCAACAAGUACCCAGCCCACCCAGCAUCUACAAUGAAAGCCUCACCCCUAC
Molecule: messenger RNA, 3424 nt
Organism: Chara braunii
Lineage: Eukaryota; Viridiplantae; Streptophyta; Charophyceae; Charales; Characeae
Source: the annotation of a GenBank genome assembly